GUUACGGCAGCAUUGCCCCCAAAACAGCACUAGGCAAAGCUGUAACUAUGGGCUACGCUAUGUUAGGUAUUCCCCUUACUCUACUAUACCUAUCAAGCGUCGGCUCUAUUCUAAGUAGGGUAGCAAGAGGAGUGUUCUCAAGAGCUCUUUGCUGCUGCCUUUGCUCUAAUUGUGGAUAUUGUUGCUACGACGAAAAACGGAUGGCAGAGAAGGAACGAAGAAUGAAGCGAAAGAGGCAACAGGUAAUCGAACUGGAGUUGCAACAGCAAUUAGGUCUGCAAGAGCCAUUCUACGUGCGUUCCAAUUCAAGUUACAGCAACAACAUCCACUCACCCUGUAGAGAUAGUGCUGGCAAAGAAAUUGACAGUCUAAGUGGUACUGACAACGAAUCGAAGAGCUCUAUUCAUGGAUGGAGUAUCCUCGCUCCCAUCCUACUGUGCCUAGUUAUGAUGUUCAUAUACAUUUGCAUAGGCACUUUUGUAUUGUAUAAGUUAGAAAACUGGUCCCUUCUAGAUGGGUUCUACUUUUGCUUUAUGAGCCUAACAACUAUAGGAUUUGGAAAUAUGGUCCCGGGCUCUGACCCAUUUCCAGACUACGAUUCUAGUACCACGCUGUGGUUUUGCUCAAUUUACAUUAUGUCCGGAAUGGCACUAACCGCAAUGUCAUUCAAUGUUGUUCACGAUGAAAUUGUACAUAGAUUAAAACACCAGCAAAAGUCAGUCCCGAAACUAAAUUCAGUCAGUUUUUCCGAUGAUCUCAACAUUAACGACCCAUACAACUUAGCGUCAUGACAAUUUAAUCCCCAGAAGAAUUCGACUUUCUAUCAUAGAAAUCUUACGGAAGAAACUCUACUCAGUACUGGAACACCAACGUCUGUUAUAGAUUUGGGUCAUGAAUUGGUUCCUGUUACUGUGGGUACUAAAAUGCCUGAAGUGAUCGAUGGUAGCGUACUAAUGACUGGCGUGUACACUUUACCUGAAGAGCCAGAAAAUGAAGAGAACUCGGAAGGAAACACUCAGAUGUAAAAAACUAACUUUAGGUUACCACUCGAAGAGUAGAUUUUAAAUAGUGAGAAAGUGUAGUAAAAUUGAAUAAAGAUUGCAAUGGCAAA
Molecule: messenger RNA, 1111 nt
Organism: Dendroctonus ponderosae (mountain pine beetle)
Lineage: Eukaryota; Metazoa; Arthropoda; Insecta; Coleoptera; Curculionidae
Product: potassium channel subfamily K member 18-like
Biological process (GO): stabilization of membrane potential; potassium ion transmembrane transport
Cellular component (GO): membrane
Molecular function (GO): potassium ion leak channel activity
Source: RefSeq, a predicted model, not a curated record